Molecule: messenger RNA, 710 nt
Organism: Glycine soja
Lineage: Eukaryota; Viridiplantae; Streptophyta; Magnoliopsida; Fabales; Fabaceae
Product: nodulin-related protein 1-like
Exons: 1
Coding region: 47-406 (119 amino acids)
Biological process (GO): regulation of abscisic acid biosynthetic process; response to heat
Source: RefSeq, a predicted model, not a curated record
UAUAACACAGAACUGUAGUUGCAGAAGCUUCAAUAAGUAAGUAUCAAUGGCUUCCGAAGAAUCCCAGAACAAGCCCCCCAGCGAGCAGUCCACUACCGAACUCAUCACGAGCGCGAAGCUGGUGGCGGAGGCGGCGCAGUCGGCUCUGAAGAGCGACAGCGACAAAGUGGACAAGGCCAAGGUGGCUGACGCUGCCGGCGAUCUUCUCGACGCGGCGGGGAAGUAUGGAAAACUUGAUGACAAACAAGGCAUAGGGCAAUAUGUUGACAAGGCUGCUGAUUAUCUGCAUAAUUACCAGGGUGAUAAUACCACUGCUCCUUCACAGCCUGCAGAGUCUAAAGGUGAAGAAAGUGGUGGUGGGUUAGGUGGUCUUGCAAACUUGGCUGGAGGCUUCUUCAAAAAGUAGUUACAAAGCAACUAAAUAAGACCUUAAUUGAGUCCUUAUUCUCGGUCUAGUAGUGGGGUUUGGGUAAUAUGCACCAGAUCAUAGAUUUAAAUCUUGUUAUUGUAAAAAAAGAAAAUGGAAAAAAAAAAGUCUUGAAUUUCUCACUUCUAGUUCUAGUAUUGUUGUUGUUGUUGUUAUAUGAUGUAUGGUUGAAUAAAUGUGAUUUGGUGUUUGUACUUUGUAGAGUUAAUUAGUGACUUCUGUGUCUGUUCUCUUAAUUCUAAUUCCAAACAAGAGUACUUCCGGCCGGCUUCUUUUUAGCUAA